AUGUCGGCUAUUGCAGAGAUACCCUCACUCAAAUGGACGAAACGAGCGUCCGCCGGCAGCGAUGAAACGAUACGUCGAAAGUCUCCUCGUAACUCGAGGAGCGGCGAUUUUACUGCUUCGAGGAUUGCGCUGCGGACCGAAGAAGAGCAACACGCAGCAGUCCGGGAACGCGAGGAGCAAGAACGCCGCGAUGCUCGUCGCAAGUCACUCGCAACUCGGAGGGUAUCUUUCGCCGCAGAAGCUACUCUUCAUACUUUUCAUGACAUAGAUAUGCAAGACUCGACUGCUUCGACGGAUUAUUCAACUCGCAGAUCAUCGAAUGUCACGGGUGCUCACCAUGUAGCCUCUCAACAACGGCGCAAUUCAGCAGUCAACACAACUGGAUAUGAAGAUGAUGGUAGUGCUACCUCCAUAAUAUAUAGCGACGAUUCGGAGCCUGCGGAUGGUGUGGAAGAAGUGGAGGAUGCGGAGGAAGACGAAAUGUCAAAUAGCGACUCAGACGAUGGAACGAUGAUGACGAUUGACACCGAAGAAGUUACUGGAACUACGGUUGCCUCAGAUCGAUCGGCCCCGUUCGAUGAUGAAUCCUCUACACUUGAGGAGGCGCUCAGACUUGCUGCUGAACGAGCAGGUACGCAUCGUCUUGACGACUACUUCGAUGAAGAGGCCGAGGAGGAUGAGGAAGAGGAUGAGGAAGAAGUCAUUCCAUCGUUUGGUUGGAUUAGAAAAAAUACACAGGGGCAGAGCAGUACCUCGACAACUGCGGCCCCAAGGCGGAGCUAUUCGAAUAACGAAGCGACAGAAGCUGGAAUGGAAAUGGACAUGACUCAUAAUAUGGGACGUAUUAUUACGUCUCAUGAAGCAAGUGAAUCCGAGAAUGAGGCAGAGAUGUCUAUGGAUGUCACAAAAGCCCUCGGAGGCAUCUUGUCUGCUCAAUCUCCGGAAAGCAGCCCCAUCCGAGACGUACCAAAUGAUACCCCCCAACGAGAUGAAGCGACAAUGGAGUUUACGACAGCGCUGGGUGGUAUCCGGUCUGCUAGCCAUAUCGAUACGACAGAUGACUUUGCCAGUGACGAAGAAAUGUCUAUGGAAUUUACAAUGGCCAUGGGCGGUGUCCUUGGCAACAAUAAGCGCAAGAGUAUCGAUGCUACCCGUCGUCGUACUCUCAUCCAGCUUGAGGAAGCCGACCUGACUAUGGACAUGACAACCAGCGUUGGCCGCAUUUUAUCCAAUGAAUCUCGCGGCAAUAGCGCCAAUGAUUUCCAGGGCGGUGACGAUGACACCAGUGCCGAUAUGGAACUGACGGGAGGCAUGGAUAUGACUGCGGCCAUGGGAGGCAUCUUGAACAGCCAAGGGCGACGCAGCCUUGGCAGACAAAUUAUGCUGGAAGAAGCGAACAAGCCAGAUAGUCCGGGGACUGCGAUCUUCAACGCCAUUUCGAAGCCACCACCAAGGCGAAGAUCGUCUCGCAUUGCGGUUUCUGAAAGCCCAAACCUCGGCACCGAUCUCCUUCCCUUGCGCGGUAAAAUACCAACCUCCGAAGAGCAGAGAACACCGCAACCCAAUACACAAUCGUCUUCUCCAACAAGGCAGCCCGCCUCGCAACGAGAAAAAGCGGCUCGCAAAUCAAGCCCCCAAGCGCCAAAAAAUUCUCGGAGGCGAUCAAGCAGACUCUCUCCCUCGAAGUCUCCGGCGAAAUCACCAGGGAAAUCACCAAGCAAAGCUUCCAGCAAUAUAACGCCCGUGCCUCGUCGACAGCUAGAAUCGGCGAAGCAACCCCCCGCAAGCUAUGCCACCCCAGAGGCUCGCCGUGUGUCGGGCGUUGGCGCUGAUCGAAAUGGCUUGGGGUCGCCGCGAAUUGCCGAAGUGAUGGACCGUCGAAGUUCGAUCGGGGACUCUGCAAGCAAGUUUGUACCUGGCAACCGUUUGAUAUCAUUCGAAGACCCACAAGCUCUCUCCAAAGAGGUUGACGAUGAACGAAGUCGCGAUGAAGAACGUGAGCGUGCGAUCCCAAGAUUUGCCCUGCUGGACAAAGAAAAAGAUGUGACUCUCAACUUGAGGGAGAUGAUAGACAGUCUAAGCCCUACUCGAAAACCACUCAAGGGACGCAAGAGUCUACAUCUGGGCAGUGCCAAAGGUCUCCUUGGCAAGCGUCCUAUGGAGCUCGAUGACGAGGACUUGGAAGAAAACGACGGUGUUAAGCGCCUCCGUGGUCACCAGGGAAGCCCUGUCAAGAACGUUCGACUGCAACAGCCAACAAAAACGGGUGGUAUUUCUGGUGAUCUCUCUGAGUUCCGUGCUAGGAUAGCUGCACCAGAUCUACAUCACACUCUUUCAUCACCGUUGAAGGCCACCCAAGCGACUACGCCUCGUAAAGAGGCACUAUUUAAUAUGAAAGCGAAUCAUACAGUACAUGGAACGAAUAUUGAUCCUGUCGAACAGAGCCACCUGGAGGAAAACGAGGGCAAUCGGAUCGACUUGCAGGAUUUCUUGAACAUGAUUUCUAUUCGCUUCAUGGAAUUGCAAACGACGAAGCGACGACAUACUACUGCCCCCGGAACUCUACAAGACGGCACUACUGCCGAUGGCGAGGAUGACAUGUCAUUGGAGCGCUGUGUGGUAGCGAGUGCUUGCACUGUGCCGAUGCUGGAGCUCUAUCAACACUCUUGCCGGCGCCGAAUGGUCAAGGAAAUCGAGGCAGAUACUCUUGAAGACAACCCGCCAUUGUUCCAAGAGUAUAUAUCUGCGGCGCCGGAUGUCAAAGCCUUGAUGGACAACCAGUUCAAGAACGUCAAGACACAUGCUCGCCUUCUGAGUAAAGCCAUGUGGUAUGAGUGGAGAAUGAAGCUUCAAGAAGGGCUCCGAGAGGGAUUGGUGAAGAUUUCGACUGACAUGGAUGUUGACUACCGAGCUCUGCAAGAACAGAUGGUCAUGUUAGAUUCGGUAUUACCCGAGCUAACAGCAUCUUACGCAGGGCUGGAGGAGGAGCGUGAGGCUUUGGAGGAGGCCGCCCAGGAGAUCGCCGACUGCGAUCCUGCAGAGCUCAAUUCCGCCCGCCAAGAACUUGUGUGUUUGGAUGCCGAUAUCGAAGCAAAGAAGAAGCUCAUUUCUGGAUUACGGCUCCAGUUCGAAGCUGCCCAAACAAGCAGUGAAUCACUGUCUGCCAAGAAGCUCAGCUGCUUAGCCGACAUCGCGCAAUCAGAAAAGGUCAGGGAAAAUUGCCGUGGCUGGAGUAGCGCCGAAGUCAAUAGUCUCAAAGGGCGCGUGGACGCACUUGAGAAGAAACUGGGUUGGGCGGUGACGGGUGUCCACGGAACGACCUUGUCCAUGGCCUACAAGCGUGAGAUUGAGAUUGUCUUUGACGUGACAUCAUUUCAACAAGGCGGAACGAAUUCGCAAAUCGACUUGUGGUAUAUUGCUGAUUGCCGAGAGAAAGAUCCUGUUCCUCGAAGCGCUGAGAAAGAUUUUUUCUUGCAGUGCAUUCGAGACUACAUCCGAGCACUGCAACAGAGUACCACCACAAUUUCCGAGCUACUCCAUGUCGUGCAGCAGUCAUGGAACAGCGCGACUAAGGUCUCGUCUCAGAUCCGGCGCGUCAAUUCCACGUUUCCGACGCAGGUUCGGAAGACGUCUGAUUCGAGUAUCGAGGUUGUCACGUCCCUACUAGUAGUACCUUUACGUACAAGGGUGCAAGUGACUCUGGCAUUCGAGAACCAGAACGCCACGAAGGGGCUGGAUAUGAAUAUAGUCUCGUCGGUGGCGGUUGUGUAUGGAGAGCAUUUCAACGUGAAUAAGAUUGGAGAGUUCUUGGCAUCAAGGAUUGGACAGCAUAUGGGGGAAAUGGAGGAGAACUGGAGCGAUAUCUUUGUCGAGCUGCACCGGCGACUGGUCGCUCGAGGCCGAAAAUAG
Messenger RNA from Cordyceps militaris CM01, 3909 nucleotides. Its product is annotated as chromosome segregation protein. Gene Ontology annotation, biological process: protein localization to kinetochore; mitotic spindle assembly checkpoint signaling; mitotic sister chromatid biorientation. The transcript is spliced from 3 exons. Bases 1 to 3909 code for a protein of 1302 amino acids. NCBI's taxonomy places the organism in Eukaryota, Fungi, Ascomycota, Sordariomycetes, Hypocreales, Cordycipitaceae. The record is from RefSeq and is a predicted model, not a curated record.